GUGUUUAGCUCAGAGUGAACCCCCUGCUCCCUCCUCCCAUCUCAUCUCUCUACUGCCUCCUUCUCUCUCUCUCUCAUCCCGCCUGUGUUGCUCCGCAUCCAGACUAACAUCCUCUCACUCAUUCCCCACAUGUCGCCGCAGCUUUCACCGGAUUUUAUUACAUAAUAGAGUUCGUUAUCAACCCCAAAAACACACAGGGCCGUACCGCGUCUGACUGACAGCUGAACGGCGCUUUGACGGUGCUGUUGGUGUAAGACCUCCUCUCUGAACGCCUCCCCACCCUCGCACACAAUCUUGCCAUGCAGGAGGUGUAACCCUCCUUCCUCUUCUUCCUUGCGCUCCAUCGGAGGAGACCUAAAACAGAAAAAAAGAAGAACCCCAACCUGUAACCAGUCAAGAUGUCAGACCCUGAUGCCUCCUCGCCGGCAGCCCACUCGCUGCCGCUCACCUCCCCCCGGAACCCUCUGCAGCUCUCCUUCCCCUUCCUGAGGGAGGGCAGUCGGGUCUGGGAGAGGGAGAGGAAGCCGCCGCAGCCUGGAGAGCUGCCCAGCCCACUGCCCACCAAACGCACCCGCACAUACUCAGCGACAGUGCGAGCCAAAUCAGGUCCAGUAUAUAAAGGGGUGUGUAAAAACUUCUCCAGGUCUCAGGGUCAUGGAUUCAUACACCCCUCUCAAGGAGGAGAGGACAUCUUCGUCCACAUCUCCGACAUUGAUGGAGAGUACGUGCCUAUGGAAGGGGACGAGGUCACGUACAAGGUGUGCCCCAUCCCUCCCAAGAACCAGAAGAUCCAGGCUGUCGACGUGGUGCUCACCCACCUGAAUCCAGUGAGCAAGCACGAGACCUGGUCAGGUCAGAUUAUCAGCUCCUAGACCAGCGCUCCAGGCUGCAAGGCUGCAAAGGAAAAAAGGGGAUUUAGUUUUUAUGUUUUUGGGGUGUGAGGUUUGGGAACAGGUGUGGGGAAGAGGGAUUGGAGCUCGUCGUGCCGCGGCCUGAGGUGGCUUGGUUAUGGAAGGGUGUUGGAGAAACGUUUUAGUUUGAGGUUAGGGCUGGCAAUUAUGCUUUGAAUGUAUAUGUUUGAAUGUUUUCCUUUAACGGUCAUCAUUUGGGUUUGGAUGUUUAAAUUUAGGGUUUGAAGGUUAGGGUUCAGGGCUUGGUGAUAGAAUUUUUACUUUGACCCAUAAGGGAUAUACUUUAGUUGGGAAAUCAGUGGUUGUUAGGGAAGCGAUGUCUUGAAUCGGAAUGCUAAAAAGAGGCCGAAUCACAUUUUGAGCAAAUUUGACCCAGUUGAGCUAUAUUGACGCUCCACUUGCACACUAUAGACAAGAGAGUUUAAAGGGGACAUGUUAUGAAAAAGUCACUUUUGACAUUCGGGUAUCUGGAGUGCCUACCAUCCCGCAAACUGAAUUAAGACAACCCAGUCAAUUUUUUGUGUGUCCAUAUUUUUCUCGCAAGCCAAUCAGAGCAGAUUGGGCUUUUUCUGGAGGGGGUCUUAAAGAGACAGGCGCUAAAAC
Messenger RNA from Sebastes umbrosus (honeycomb rockfish), 1514 nucleotides. RefSeq names its product cold shock domain containing C2, RNA binding a (gene csdc2a). Bases 399 to 872 code for a protein of 157 amino acids. The record is from RefSeq and is a predicted model, not a curated record. Gene Ontology annotation, cellular component: cytoplasm. The transcript is spliced from 4 exons. Gene Ontology annotation, molecular function: mRNA 3'-UTR binding. Lineage: Eukaryota; Metazoa; Chordata; Actinopteri; Perciformes; Sebastidae. Gene Ontology annotation, biological process: regulation of mRNA stability.